GGAUUGAGAUUUUGUUCUGAAUUUGUUUAAUUGAACUAAUAAGAGAUUAAUUGUUGAAUUCUGUGUUUUAUUCUGACUUGUGAUGCUCCUAAAUAUAAUAUUUUAAUUUUUACUUUGAGCCUGCUGAUUAAUAAAGUAAAAUGUUUUGUUAAUCGAUAUUUAAGUUGUGAAAGUUUUUUUUUUUUUUUAUUGUUGAAUUCUAUUUCAGGAGGGCGAUUAAUCUGCUGUGCACGAGACCCUAGUGAAUAAGCUUCAGCACAUUAUUGGAUGUCUCUGUGUAACUGACCUGACUCUCCCCUUUGCCCUGUUUAGGUCAUAUAGAGCUGAACAGUCAAAGAUCGUCAGAUGAUCACAAAGAGUAGACAGGCAUUCAGACAGAGAGGAGAUGGAAGAGUCUAGCAGCAGGUUGUACUCAGGACCUCUGUCUCAGGCGGUGCAGAAGAUCCUGGCUGUUCUGCGGGCCCAGAGUCUACAUGAGGCCAGACCCUUCCACAGCGUCUCCUCAAAUCACAGACAAAGUCAGUCAGGGCGUAAGCAUUGCACCAUUGAAGAAUUCAGGCCGUCUUUCACCCUCAGUCUCUCUCCAGAUGUCGACGGUACAGAUGAGACUGCUAAUGGAGGUCUCAGCGGGAGCAGCUCAAGCGUGGUACUGACCCCAGCAAGCACUUAUGCUGCUGGACAAAGCUCCUCCUCAGUGCUGGACUUGGCCUCAACUGUUCUAAAACCAAGCACAGAGCAGGCAGAAAGCAGCCUACUUGCUUUUAAAACUCAACCCCCCUUGAUCCCCUCCUUCAUCUUAAAGUGGAAGCAUGAAGUACAUCGUCAAGAAAAAGCUCACCAACCUCCUAAAAACUACCUGCCAAGGCGUCAUCCUAAAUGGGAGCCACCACGUUCUUCACAAGAAAAGGCCAGGGAUAUUCAUGGACUGAAGGAAGCCAAAGUCAAAACAGCAAACCCUGAACUCACAGCUACAUCCAUACACCCUCAGAACACAAUUAGCCAGUCACAUAAAUCAAGAAGAGGACAUCAAGACCCAUGUGCCUUAAAGCAAAGCCAACAAAAAGCUGAAAAAAAGUGCUGUGAAUCUGAUUCUGCAACCUGCAAACCACCCAAGAGCAAGCGGGCAAAACGUGAGCCUGAUCAGGGGAAAGAUAUGACAAAAGUAUCGCAUGCACAGGCAAAUGGUAUUGAACUCCAGAACCAAUCCAAAGCUGGCUGUUUGACAACUUCCCUGACAUCUGACCCCAGGGUGAAGGAUUCUGGGAGGAUGAACUCGGAGGAGAAGAUGCAGAUGCUUGAGGAGGCUGGGAAGGCCAAAGCACUGGUACUUACCUUGGUGUACAGAGACGGGACAACUCAGUUAGACCCAGAACAGAAAACGACUCCUCCAGUGUGUGGCCUCCUCUUACUGAUGAUGAACAAUCUGAGCUCACCAGAGAACUCGUUUGGACCAAACGACAGUCUGGUCUACCUAAAAUUAGAGCACACACCUGCAUGGGCCCAGCAACACACACACCAGAGCCAGGCGCUCUUUGCGAGAGAUAUGCUGCUACAGGUGCUAUCAGGAUCUCAACUAGUGGUGUGCUAUAAAGCCAAGGAUCUGCUGCGAACAGCUCUGCAGGUUUACAGAGGAGACCUCAGCUGGAAACAAGUGGCAGGCUGUCGUAUCCAGGACCCACAGGUGUCAGGCUGGCUCCUGGAUCCUGCAAAUCCCUCCUCUUGCUACAAUGACCUUCUCAAUAAACACCGCAAAACACCCUGUGUUAUACCUGCCCUGGGUACCAAGAUGGUUUCUCAGGUCAUCUCACGUCUCUGUUUGCUUCACUGGCUUAACAUGGAGCUUUGCUCUAAACUGCAGAGCCGGGGGCUGUGGCAGCUGUACUCAGACAUGGAGCUGAAAAUGAUCUCUGUUCUGGCAGCCAUGGAGAGCCAUCGCAUCCAUGUGGACAAAGAAGCUCUCAGGAGGACUUCAGACCUGCUGGGGACAAAGAUGAAGCAGUUGGAGCAGGAUGCCCACCGUGCAGCUGGAGAAAUAUUCUUGGUCACCAGCAGUGCUCAGCUACGGACAGUCCUGUUUGAGAAGCUGUGCCUCCACGAGCGCUGCGAGAACAAGAAACUUCCCAAGACCGUCAACAAACAGCAGCAGUCAACAUCAGAAGCUGCAUUGUUGCAGCUUCAGGACCUGCACCCUCUGCCAAAGAUUAUUCUAGAGUACAGACAGGUUCACAAAAUCAAGUCCACUUUUGUUGAUGGGAUUCUCUCAUGCAUGAUGAGCAAGAACUACAUUUCCUCUACAUGGCACCAGACCAGUGUUGUGACAGGGAGAAUCUCAGCAAAGCACCCAAACUUCCAGGCCCUGCCGAGACAGCCGCUUCAGAUCAUCAAGAAGCAGCACAUCCAAGGAAAGGAGGAGGAGGUGGUGACUGUUCAUCCUCGGGCAAUGUUCAUUCCUCAGGACGGGUGGACUUUUCUCUCUGCAGAUUUCUGCCAGGUGGAGCUGCGUCUGCUGGCUCACCUCUCCUGUGACCCUGAGCUGCUCCGCGUUUUCACCAACCCCCGGGCUGACGUCUUUGCCAUGCUGGCCUCUCAGUGGAAGGGGGUGAGAGAGGGUGAGGUGACUUCUGAGGACCGGGAACAUGCCAAACGUAUCGUCUACUCUGUCGUGUACGGGGCAGGUCGUGAGCGUCUAUCUGGGAUCCUCGGGGUGAGUGCUGAGCAGGCCAGCAGAUUCCAGGACAGCUUCCUCCAGACCUACAGAGAGGUCCAGGCCUUCAUCCAGAAGACCAUCCAGCAGUGCCACAAACGAGGUUAUGUGCUUUCCAUCAUGGGUCGGCGACGCACCCUCCCGAACAUUAACUCUCCAGACUGGGGCAUCCGCAUGCAGGCUGAGAGGCAGGCCGUCAACUUUGUGGUCCAAGGUUCAGCUGCUGAUCUCUGUAAGAUGGCCAUGAUCCGGAUCUUCAACCUGGUCUCCUCCUCCAGCUCGCUCUCUGCCAGGCUGCUAGCCCAGCUGCACGAUGAGCUUCUGUUUGAAGUGGAGGACUCCCAGGUGGAACAGUUUGCAGCUCUGGUGAAGAGCGUCAUGGAGUCCCUGCAGCGCAUAGACCAACAUGGAGCACAUCUCAAGGUCCCCCUGAAGGUGGCGGUCUCCAGUGGCAAGUCUUGGGGAUCCAUGUCUGAGCUUAACAUCCCUCCAACAUCUCCCUCUCAGGCUUCCUGACUCAUUCCUCUUCCCUCGCUUCCUCUUUCCUCCAUCUUUAUCGAACACAAUCUCCCUUUUCUGCUCCUAGCGUUCUCCCUCUGCUCUGUCAGUGUGCUCUCGUCUCUUUCUGUUCCAUUUCUCUCGUCGCACAGUCUCUCUCGGUCUUGCUCUCCCUCAUUCUUCACUCGUCCUGCAUCCACAUUGCUAUGGAAACCAGGCAGUAUCUGGGGGCAACGGCAGGAGCCACAGACUGGAUCGCACCAGUUCUUUUUUUUCUCUCUCUCUCUCUCUCUCUCUCUCGCUCUCUCUCUCUCCAUCCCAGAAAUAAGACUCCCUUUCCUGCUCCUCUGCUUAGUUUUCACACUCUCCUGUUAAGACUGUCCUCUCUGCUUUAUUGCCAAGGUGACGCUUCAUAUUUCUCUGGUUGUUCAUGUGUUUUUUAAAAAGGCAGAUCGGUUGACCUACUGUAUACAUGAAAUAUGCUGUUUUGUUUCAUGCAGAAAAUGUCCCUUUUUCAUGCUUUGCCACAUUAGCUUGAAUUAGUCUGCGAGCUAACCUGUUGCAGGUUCCCACUUCAUGCACGUAAUGACCUUUCCUUCAGGCGUUUUUUUAUGCUCAGUUGGCGCUAGUCCUUCAUUUUCAAGUUUGCACGUUUUAUCUAAGUGCAUUUUUAAAGGCUGAUGUACUGCAUCAUAACCUUGAUUUUAACAAAUGUUAUGAAUCCUGUUCCAGAGAUAAAUUGCAGGAAGAAGAAGAAAUAAAAUACUUCGAAAUCAGGUCUGAUUUGUUGAUAUAAUAUUUUGUAAUGGCAUAAAGCUAUUAUAUUUUCAGUGACAUUCUCUUUAAUACAAUUUAUCUUUGGCUUUCCUUCAAAGCAGAUGAUCUAAUUUUGCUCAGCCCUUAACGUCCAGCCCCUUGCUCUCUGCAGCUCAUCUUUUACCCACUUACUCGGCUCCAGCCCACUCUCCUCUUUGUCUUGCUCAUGCCCCUCUCUCUCUCUCUCUCUCUCUCUCCCUCUCUUUCUUUUUCUCUCUCACACACACACAUACAUUCCAUGAAUGCUCUUACACACACUUGAAUAUCAGUCCCCGGCUUCCAGGCACACUGACCGAGUUUCCUUGUCCCUGUCAGACACUUCUAGACUGUUUUUGCCCCUUUUUGUUUUAUCCUCCAAUUAAGACCCUGAAGCAAAAUGGGUCUAGUCAGUGACAUUUCAGACAAAGACUAAACCCCCUUACCAACUGGAAACAUCAACCUGCUAAUUAUAGGAGCUGUUUCUUGUUAAGACAGCAUGAAGGUGCCAUGUGGGAUAUUGAGUGUAUCCACUGAACAGUUCUGUCUUGUCAUGUUUUAACACUCCUCUAGAUUUAUUUUUCCGCAGCCCUUCAGUCGCUGCCUGUUGAACCCGCUGACAGCACCGUGAGCUGGUGUGAGAGCAGCUUUUCUCACCGGGUCAGUACGAGCAUUUCAGAGCCAGAGCAAUGGACAGUGUUAUGGAAAUCUCCCCCUCUAUUAUCUCAU
This is a messenger RNA of Labrus mixtus (cuckoo wrasse), 4723 nucleotides long. It is a transcript of the gene poln, whose product is annotated as polymerase (DNA directed) nu. Gene Ontology annotation, molecular function: DNA binding; DNA-directed DNA polymerase activity. NCBI's taxonomy places the organism in Eukaryota, Metazoa, Chordata, Actinopteri, Labriformes, Labridae. Gene Ontology annotation, biological process: double-strand break repair; DNA-templated DNA replication. The record is from RefSeq and is a predicted model, not a curated record. The transcript has 24 exons. The coding region runs from base 386 to 3220 and encodes 944 amino acids.